AAGUAUCAACCAAACUACAAAGCCAUCAGCAAGACCAUAGAGCACCAGAAGUCGCAUUCAUGCCAAAAAGGUUUCCAACCCCUGCCCUACAGGAACCACGCGACAUCAAAGACUGUCGCGACUCUCUUUAUACGGCUCUGGUGAUUUUGCACAUCAUCUCCCACCGCUUAUUCCUCCCAUUCAUGAGCAAAGUGGCAGAGUUUAAGAGCGACAGCCAUGGAUGACAAGGGCUUGGUGGGGAAGAUUAGCGUGUCGUCGGAUUCUGUGUCGACUCUCAACAGUGAGGACUUUGUCCUGGUGUCCCGACUGGGAGACGAGACUCCCUCGUCCACUAAUAAUGGUAGUGAUGACGAAAAGACGGGACUGAAGGUGAUUUCAGAGGAAGGGGUCAGCUUUAAGAUUGUGGGAAAUGGCAGUGAGCAGCAACUCCAAAGAGAGCUAGAGGACGUCCUCAUGGACCCGUCUUUGGCCGAUGCCAAGCCGGGACCGUCGACAGGCACCGAGAAUUCGGACGUCCCGCUCGCCGCACCAUCACCUGCGGCAACAGGCACUGACCCUCUCAGUGCGGCUUCACCCAAGGUGGAAAUGGUACUUCCCGUUCAGACGGCUCAAGAGAGUGAGCUGAAUGAGCGAUCGUAUCGUGGAGACGACUCCUCAUCAGACGGUAGUCCUGGCAGUCCCAUCCCAGAUGAGGACAGUGUAGUAUUCAGCCAGCUGACGUAUCUCGGGUGCGCCUCGGUCAAUGCCCCUCGCAGUGAAGUGGAGGCACUCCGUAUGAUGAGCAUCCUCAGGGGGCAGUGCCAGGUACCCUUGGAUGUCACGCUGUCUGUGCCAGGCGUCUCCGAAGGCACUGUCAGGCUUUUGGAUCCCAACAACAGCACAGAGAUCGCCAACUAUCCCAUCUAUAAGAUUAUGUUUUGUGUGCGAGGCCACGACGGCACACCAGAGAGAGAUUGCUUCGCGUUCACAGAGAGCCACUACAAUGCAGAGAUCUUCAGGAUCCAUGUCUUUCGCUGCCAAAUCCAAGAGGCGGUGAGUAGGAUUCUGUACAGCUUUGCCACGGCAUUUCGGCGGUCAGCUAAGAAGUCGGCGGCAGCGGCGUCUCAGCAGCCGGCUCCACUCACGCCUGACAGUGACUUGUUUACCUUCACGGUCAGCCUUGAAAUCAAGGAAGAUGAUGGCAAAGGCACUUUCAGUGCCGUCGCGAAAGAUAAGGACAAGCAGAGCUUCAAACUGCGUGCUGGAAUGGGCAAAAAAAUUGUCAUUUAUGUCCAGCAGACAUCCAACAAGGAACUGGCUAUUGAGCGGUGUUUUGGACUUCUGCUUAGCCCUGGUAAGAACGUCAAGAACAGUGACAUGCACCUUCUCGACUUGGAGUCAAUGGGAAAAAGCUCAGAUGGGAAGUCUUACAUCAUCACGGGAAGUUGGAACCCUAGUACGCCCCAGUUCCAGGCGGUGAAUGAGGAAACGCCCAAAGAUAAAUUCAUGUACAUGACAACGGCGGUGGACCUCGUCAUAACAGAAGUAGAGGAGCCAGUGCGUUUCCUUCUGGAGACAAGGGUACGGGUGUGCUCACCCAACGAUCGUCUCUUCUGGCCCUUCAGCAAGCGCAACCACACCGAGACCUUCUAUCUUAAACUGCGACAGAUGGAAAGGAAGGAGCGGAAGAGUCCGUCCUCGGACUCCCUUUACCAGGUGGUGAGUUUGGAAAGUGAGACAGAGAGAGAGAAACGGAAGACCACAGCGAGUCCUGGCAUCCUUCCAGGUGGACCUGGAUCUACGGUCCCUUCUCCACCUGAGGAUGAUGAAGAGGAAGACAAUGAUGAGCCAUUACUCAGUGGUUCUGGUGACGUUUCCAAAGAGUGUGCAGAGAAGAUCCUGGAAACUUGGGGGGAUUUGUUAUCUAAAUGGCAUAUGAACCUUUCCGUACGUCCUAGGCAGCUUCCAGCGCUGGUGCGAAGCGGCAUUCCCGAAGCGCUCCGUGGGGAGGUGUGGCAGCUCUUGUCUGGUUGCCACAACAAUGACCACCAGGUAGAGGAGUACCGCACGCUUAUCACAAAGGAAUCCCCGCAGGACAGUGCGAUCACUCGGGACAUUAACAGAACAUUCCCAGCUCAUGACUACUUCAAAGACACUGGAGGAGAUGGGCAAGAUUCCCUUUACAAGAUCUGCAAGGCAUAUUCUGUGUAUGAUGAAGAGAUUGGCUACUGCCAGGGACAAUCCUUCUUGGCUGCUGUGCUACUGUUGCACAUGCCAGAGGAGCAAGCCUUCAGCGUGUUGGUAAAGAUCAUGUUUGACUACGGCCUCAGGGAUCUGUUCAAGCAGAACUUUGAAGAUCUGCAUUGCAAGUUUUUCCAGCUGGAGAGACUCAUGCAGGAAUAUAUUCCAGAUUUGUAUAACCAUUUCCUGAACGUGGGUCUGGAGGCUCACAUGUAUGCCUCCCAAUGGUUCCUCACCCUCUUUACAGCCAAGUUCCCUCUUUACAUGGUCUUCCAUAUCAUUGACUUGCUACUGUGUGAGGGCAUCAGUGUAAUCUUCAAUGUGGCGCUGGCACUUCUCAAGACAUCAAAAGAUGAUCUGAUCCAAACAGACUUUGAGGGCGCCUUAAAAUUUUUCCGUGUUCCGGUUCCCAAAAGAUAUCGCUCGGAGGAAAAUGCCAAGAAACUGAUGGAGCUGGCUUGUAGCAUGAAGAUCAGCCAGAAGAAGCUGAAGAAGUUUGAGAAGGAGUACCACACCAUUAGGGAGCAGCAGGAGCAGCAAGAGGCGCCUAUUGAGAGAUAUGAGAGGGAGAACCGUCGUUUGCAGGAGGCCAACAUGCGCUUGGAACAAGAGAAUGACGACCUGGCGCACGAGCUGGUCAGCAGCAAGAUUGCCCUACGCAAAGACCUUGAUAACGCCGAGGAGAAAGCUGACGCCUUGAACAAGGAGCUGCUGCUGACCAAACAGAAACUGGUCGACUCUGAGGAUGAGAAGAGACGACUGGAAGAAGAGUCGGCGCAGCUUAAGGAGAUGUGCAGACGAGAACUCGACAAGUCAGAAUCCGAGAUUAAGAAGAACGGCUCCAUUAUUGGGGAAUAUAAGCAGAUCUGCUCCCAGCUGAGCGAGCGGUUGGAGAAGCAGCAGUCAGCCAAUCGAGGAGAGCUGGAGAAAAUCAGAGUGAAAGUGGAGGGCUGUGACAAAUGCAGUAGCCUUUUCAACAAGGAAGGUCGCGUUCGGGCGGCCGUGUCGGCGGCGGCGCCACCCGGAGGCAGUGAGGAGACAGAUGAGGAGAAAGAAGCUUUGAAGAACCAGCUGAGGGAGAUGGAGUUGGAACUGGCUCAGACUAAAUUGCAGCUGGUGGAGGCCGAGUGCAAGAUCCAGGACCUGGAGCACCACCUCGGGCUGGCCCUCAACGAGGUGCAGGCGGCCAAGAAGACCUGGUUCAACCGAACCCUCAGCUCCAUCAAAACGGUCACCGGCGCUCAAGGCAAGGAGAGCGCCUAACCGUGUCAUUUGAUAGACACUCCUCACCCCUCCUUGCCUAAUAUGACUACAACCAAGCGCACUGACAGAAGGGCCUUAAAAAACAAAACAAAACAAAAAACUUUGUUGCCACGCCCCCAAACGCUGUUGGGUUCGUGUCCUUGUUACUGCUGAAAUGAACCAACAAGAAGAAGGUUGGACCUAACUGUAACCAUGGUAACGUGACAGACGCACACGCGCCCUCCUUCUUCCGUAAGAAAAAAAAAAACAACUACUGGCACAAACUAAAAGACAAUUUUGGGUACGAAACCUAAUUUUAUUUUUUCUUUUUGUAAUGUACGACUUUCAUUUUUCUAUGGAUGUUCCUGAAUGCGCUUAUAUAACGAGUGCCCCUGCGUGAAUGUUUAAAUAACGGAGUGAUUCAAAGUACGUUGUGUGGAAAAUACAAAGAGAAAAGGCACUAAUGCAUGCAUGGACGGUAGGACCUAUUCAAUGUUUCAUGUUGGGAAGUACAUAUGCGUGCGAAUGACGUCACGGAGAAGACAGAUUUUUAUUGUGAAAGAUAAAAAUGUAGCGGGAACACGAAAAAGCUAGCUUUUUGUUUGCAUUUGUUUGUACACCCCUCACCCAAGGUCACCUGGGAUACACCCCGCCCUCAUCCUAAUAAGGUGGCUCUAUAUAUAAAAUGGAUGGAUGCAUAAAGGACGUGUUUUAAUUAUCCUUCUUGGCUCAGCAUUUUUCCAAAUGUCAGGAUAUCCCGUAAUAAUCAUUGGAUUUAUGUGCGCUCCAUUCAUACAUUAAAUGUCACCCCACUACCAAGGAGCCUUUUUCGUUAGGUGGAAAAGUUUCCAAGCACACUUUUAGUUCUUCAAGUGGCACCGCUGCAAAUGUCAAGCACCUUAACCUUCGUGAAAGGGAAACCGGAUGCUUGGAUGUUUGCUUUGGGUUCCUCAUGCACUUCGGGACACCUCGUGUGUGGUGAGAAAGUUCGUUGAAGUCUCAUCUUCCCUACUCACACCAACUGCUGUCUGACCUCUUAUCUUGGUAGAUACAGUGCUAGCCAAAAGUAUUGGCAUCACUGCAAUUCUGUCAGAUAAUGCUCAAUUUCUCCCAGAAAAUGAUCGCAAUUACAAAUUCUUUGGUAGUAAUACCUUCAUUUUUUUUUUUACUUGCAAUGAAAAAACACAAAAGAGAAUGAAGAAAAAAAUGAAAUCAUGAUCAUUUUACACUAAAUUCCAAAAAUGGGGCGGACAAACGUAUUGGCACCCUUUGGGAAAUCAUGUAAUUCUUCUCCAAGUCGUGUGAUUUACAGCACCUGUUACUUAAUAGUGGCACAUACAGUAACAGGUGGUGGCAAUAACCAAAUCACAGGUGCAGCCAGUUAAAAUGGAUUAAAAUUGACUCAACCUCUGACCUGUGUCCUUGUGUGUGCCACAUUAAGCAUAGUGAAAAGACCACCAAAGGCUCGUCUGAGGAACUGAGAAGCAAAAUUGUGAGGACGCAUGAGUUUUUAACUUUUUAAUUUUUUUCCCAUUCUCAGUGUUUUUUCAUUGCAAGCAAAAUAAAUGACGAUAUUAUUACUACCAAUUGCAAUAAUUUAGGGCUGUCAAAAUUAUCGCAUUAACGGGCGGUAAUUAAAAAAAAAAAAAAAAAAAAUCACGUUAAAAUAUUUGACGCAAUUAACGCACAUGCCCCGCUCAAACAGAUUAAAAUGACAGCAGUGUCAUGUCUACUUGUUACUUGUGUUUUUUGUCUCCCUCUGCUGGCGCUUGGGUGCAACUGAUUUUAUGCACCAUGAGCAUUGUGUAAUUAUUGACAUCAACAAUAAUGUGGCGAGCUACUAGUUUGUUUUUUGAUUGAAAAAUUUAACAAAUUUUAUUAAAACGAAAACAUUAAGAGGGGUUUUAAUAUAAUAUUUCUAUAACUUGUACUAACAUUUAUCUUUUCAGAACUACAAAUCUUUCUAUCCAUGGAUCGCUUUAACAGAAUGUUAUCUUAUUAUUGUUAUAAUAAACAAAUACAGCACUUAUGUACAGUAUGUUUAAUGUAUAUAUCCGUCUUGUGUCUUAUCUUUCCAUUCCAACAAUAAUUUGCAGAAAAAUAUAGCAUAUUUUAUAGAUGGUUUGAAUUGCGAUUAAUUACGAUUAAUUCAUUUUUAAGCUGUGAUUAACUCGAUUAAAAAUUGUAAUCGUUUGACAGCCCUACAAUAAUUUUCUUGGAGGAACUGAGCAUUGUCUGACAGAAUUGGAGGGGUGCCAAUACUUUUGGCCAACACUGUAUAUGGCUGCUGAUUGGACGAUGGCUCUUCUCUUCACACUCGCGAAAGCAUCGCUUCCCCUCAAAAAAGCAUUUAGUGACGAUUUUUGCUCGUCUGCAGUUCCCGCCUCUUUCUUCUGAUUGGCUCAGUCAUCAGAUGGCCGUGAAGUGGUUCUGGCACUUUUAGGUUGGCAAGACGGUAAUGUAUGAUGAAUGAAUGAAUCAGAAUGGUCACACUUUUUUGCAAGUCUAUGUUUGUGGAGAAAAUCAGGCAAUUAUAUUGCGACUAAUGAACUGGGGGUGGGGUCGUCUUCAGUUUAUGCCUGCAAUGACAUUUUGAGGUUCCACUUAAUUGUUUUGUUUUAUUUUUACCUGAUUUUUAUAUUUAUGUGCAGUUAGUGGCCAUUGUCGCACAUGUAUUUAUGUAAGUUGCCGUAAACUAAGCCUGAAUCGCGUAGAAAGAUAGACAGGGUUUCCCCACAGGGUUUUGCUGUGCUUCAUUAUUAUAAAUCUAACUAGCGAAAAACACAUUUUGCUGUUUUGUUCACAAUGGAAAAGUAAUCUUUGCCAACAUAUUAAUCGAAUUUUCUUCUUAUGCUGGAAUGUCAAUUUCACCAGACAUGACUUUUUUUUUUUUCCUGUAAGAAAUAAUGGAAAUAAUCCAUUUCCGUUAUUUGUAAGCAUUCUUAUCAUCACAACUUAUACUGUAUGUUGGUAUUAGAAUAUUAAAACCGUACUGCCCUACCAUGAAAGCCGUUCCAAUGUCUGAGGUUCUAUUCCUACCUUUUUUUCUCCUCUAUACUCUGUGAAUUUUUAUUACAACUUAUAUAAUUGGGAAACAUGGUCAUGGAGGACCAUUUGCAAGUGUGUUCUAUAGGUCUGGUCCACGCAAGUGUCAUUUUUCUUUUUUUUUUGUUCCCCGUGCAUUAAACCAAACACCUUCAAAUGUUACUUUCACUUUCAGAAAAUUUGAAGCGCGGAAUCUUGAAAACUGAAAAUUGGUCAUCGUUUGACCGGAAGAUACGAAGGUGUGAGAGCUGUAGAACGGGAAGUCUCUCCAAAUGUGAUAAGGAAAUAUAUGUAAGUGGGCCUGUUGUUUUAAUGAUGAAUGAUUCGCAAGUGUAAAUUGUAUCUUGAGCUGGUUCAGGUCCGACUGCAUCAAGACAAACCACCCUCUUGGCAGCCUGACACUGGCUUGUGAAUAUUAUAAAUAUAUAAAUGUAAAUGACUACAAUGUUUUUUUGUUUUUUUUUACUCUGUUAGUCAACCUAACGUUGCCUACCUGCUGUCAUUGAAUAAUCCACCCGAGUGUGUUUGACUGCUGAUGAAAUGACGAUGCCAAAACGUAACUAUCAUACAACAACCGACAUUCAUAACCGUGUGGACUUUGUAUUAGUGUAGGAUGCAUUGUGAUGACUUUACAGGCUUCAUUAUAUACAUGAACACACUACCCUUAAUUGUCUAUGCUUCCGGUCGUUUGUGUGCACGUUCAUCACUCAGCCUCGAUUUGCUCUUUAUCAGAGAAAAAAAAAAAAAGCACUGUUGGAUGAUGAGUGACCAUCACUGUAAAUAACACUAUUGUUUUUAUUAAACCAGUGAAUAAAUAUUUCAAAAAUACUU
Molecule: messenger RNA, 7338 nt
Organism: Corythoichthys intestinalis (scribbled pipefish)
Lineage: Eukaryota; Metazoa; Chordata; Actinopteri; Syngnathiformes; Syngnathidae
Product: rab GTPase-activating protein 1
Exons: 28
Coding region: 217-3483 (1088 amino acids)
Source: RefSeq, a predicted model, not a curated record